Messenger RNA from Ipomoea triloba (trilobed morning glory), 1719 nucleotides. Its product is annotated as (3S,6E)-nerolidol synthase 1-like. Bases 26 to 1651 code for a protein of 541 amino acids. Gene Ontology annotation, molecular function: terpene synthase activity; magnesium ion binding. The record is from RefSeq and is a predicted model, not a curated record. The transcript is spliced from 7 exons. NCBI's taxonomy places the organism in Eukaryota, Viridiplantae, Streptophyta, Magnoliopsida, Solanales, Convolvulaceae.
CCAAUUAACGUUGUUGCAGAAACCCAUGGCAGUCCUUCCCUCCCUACUAAAUUUCAAACCUCUGCAGCAUCCCCUUGCACUUCAAGUACUGCAGUCUCAUGAAUCUAAUAUGGUGAAAUAUCCUCAGCAGAAACAAUUGGAAAUGCGUCAUUUGCUGCUUGAUCAUCACGUGCAAGAAGCAGACAGUUUAAAAGCACUGGUAGUCAUCGAUACCAUGCAGCGCUUUGGCAUCGAUCACUACUUUGAACAUCAAAUCACGCAAUGUCUGAAGAACCAACAUUCUCAACCUCUUCUUUAUAACCAUAAUGGUGAUCAUCAUCUUUAUGCAGUUUCACUUCGUUUUCGACUGUUAAGGCAACAAGGUUUCCACGUCCCUUCAGAUGUAUUCAACAGCUUCAAAGGUGAGAAUAUGAAGUUUAAGAAUGCAUUGUCGGAAGACAUAAGGGGGCUCAUGUCUUUGCAUGAAGCCUCACAUCUGUGCAUAGAAGACGACGAAGACAUCUUAGAUGAGGCGUUCCUAUUUUCUACCAAUUUUCUCACCGCAAGAUUGCCACAUCUUGAUGAUUCCCAUGCCUCCAUGGUUCAAAACACACUGCACUAUCCCCAUCACAAAAGCUUGCCUCGCUUCAUGACAAAUCAUUAUCUUAAAAAUCAUGACCUCAAAACGGAUUGGGAGAAGCUCCUAGCAAAUUUAGCAAUAAUGGAUCACAACGUCAUGCAACGUAAAUACCAUGAAGAAAUCCUUCAGGUUUUCGAAUGGUGUAAAGGGCUUGGUUUAUCGGAGGAGUUGAAGCUAGCCAGGAAUCAACCACUCAAGUGGUACAUUUGGUCUAUGGCUAUGGCUACGGAUCCAUGUUUGUCAAAGCAAAGAAUAGAGAUAACCAAGCCAAUCUCCCUUGUCUACAUCGUGGAUGACAUUUUUGAUAUUUAUGGUACAAUUGAUGAACUUACUCUUUUCACAGAAGCAAUAAACAGGUGGGAAUUCCCGGAAAUUGAUAAAUUACCAAAUUACAUGAGAAUGUGUUUCAAGGUAAUUCAAGAAACCACACAUGAGAUCAGCAAUGUAGUUUACCAAGAGUUUGGAUGGAACCCUAUAGACUAUUUGAAAAAAGCGUGGACAAGUUUGUGCAAUGCAUUUCUAACCGAGGCAAAGUGGUUUGCCUCUGGGCACUCACCAAAGGCAGAUGUGUACUUGAAAAAUGGGAUAAUAAGCUCAGGAAUACCCAUGGUCCUCACCAACCUCUUCUUUCUCUUGGGCUAUGGUGAAUCCACUGGGACCACAGAUAUUGAAGGCAUUAUAUCUUCAGUAGCCGCAAUUCUUCGCCUCCUGGACGACCUAGGAACUGCAAAGGAUGAGGAACAAGAAGGAAAAGAUGGAUCUUACAUGGAGUACUACAUGAAAGAGCAACAAGGUUGGUCAUUAAGUGAUGGAAGGCAGCAUGUUCUAGAUAAGGUUUCCCAGCAGUGGAAGCUACUAAAUAAGCAUUGCCUCUCGUCAACCACAAUUCCAACAUCAUUCAAAACAGCUUGUCUAAAUGUAGCGAGAUUGGUUCCGAUGAUGUACACUUACGACGACAACCAUCGCCUUCCUGUCCUUGAAGAGCAUGUCAAGUUUAUGUUUUCAAAUAUCAAGGAAGACUUGAUGUGGUGAAAGUGAUUAUAAAUUCAGUAAUUUUGUUACUUGCUAGAUGAUUUAUGUGAUUUCGGCAUUGGAUUAUU